GGAACGAUCGACUCUUCUGUUCUCCAAUUAUGCAAUUGCUAAUGAGAUUUAUUAAUUAAAAAAAUGGUAGAUUUGCUCUAAUAGGUUUGUUAAUGUGCGGUGUGAAAGUCGGCGCAGCAUCGAAAAAUUAAUGGCAGAGUUUCUUGUGUAAAUAUUGUGGAUAUUGUACGGGUUUCAUCUGAUGGGUUCCACUGCGAGUGUUGCCAAGCUUUGCUGUGGAAAUUUCGAAGAAAGUCUUCGUUUUAAAAAUGACCAGCAGACGAGGCAGGCCGGCACCGUAUCCGCCGCGACGACCAAACUCCAAGCAACCAUGUCAGACAACCUGGAACGAGACCGAUUGGGCCUUUGGGGCAACGGCGACAACGUCAUACCGAGCAAAGCCAGCGGCCUAGAUCGGCUACGCGAUCCCAACCUGAACAAGGGAUUAGCCUAUACGUGGGAAGAACGUCAAGCUCUUGGAAUCCACGGCCUUCUGCCCCCAGUAGUAAAAACCCAAAAGGAACAGGUGAAACACUGCAAAGAAUGCCUGGACCGCAUCAAGGACGACUUGGACAAAUACGUGUACCUGAUGGGUCUUCUGGACCGCAACGAGAAACUCUUCUACAGACUCGUCGCCGAAAACGUCUCGGAAAUCAUGCCUCUAGUCUACACCCCUACGGUCGGUCUGGCUUGUCAAAAGUUCGGCCUCGUUUACCGCAGACCUAGGGGAAUGUUCAUCACAAUCCACGACAAAGGACAUGUCUAUGAAAUGUUGAGGAACUGGCCAGAAACAGACGUGAGAGCCAUCGUUGUAACAGACGGAGAACGUAUCCUGGGUCUUGGAGACCAAGGUGCUUGUGGCAUGGGCAUUCCAGUAGGUAAACUGUCGCUGUACACCGCUUUGGCCGGCAUCAAACCACACCAGUGCCUUCCAAUCACAUUGGACGUCGGGACCAACAACCAAACCCACCUGGACGACCCCUUGUACAUCGGUCUGAGACACAAACGUAUCACCGGUCAAGACUACGACGAUUUCCUCGACGAGUUCAUGCGCGCCGUCGUCAAACGGUUCGGCCAGAACUGUCUGAUCCAGUUCGAGGACUUCGGCAACGCGAACGCCUUCAGAUUGUUGGAGAAAUACAGGAACGAUUACUGCACAUUCAACGACGACAUCCAAGGCACCGCUAGCGUUGCCGUAUCCGGACUGUUGUCCUCCUUGAGGAUCACCAAGAAGAAGCUGUCGGACAACGUAAUUGUGUUCCAAGGCGCAGGCGAAGCCAACCUGGGAAUCGCCGGACUGUGCGUCAUGGCCAUGAUGGCCGAAGGCGUGCCUGAGGCCGAGGCCCGCUCCAAGAUCUGGAUGGUCGACUCCAAGGGUCUGAUCGUCAAGAACCGUCCGGAGGGUGGAAUCAGCGGACACAAGUCCCACUACGCCCACGAGCACGCACCAAUUAAAACCUUGACGGAGGUGGUGAAAUCACUCAAACCCUCGAUUUUGAUCGGAGCCGCAGCCGUUGGAGGCGCCUUCACCAAAGAAAUUUUGGAAGAAAUGGCCAACAACAACGAACGUCCGGUCAUCUUCGCCCUCAGCAACCCCACAAGCAAGGCCGAAUGCACCGCCGAGGAAGCAUACACUCACACCAAAGGAAAGUGCGUGUUCGCCAGCGGUAGUCCUUUCGCCCCCGUCACUUACCAGGGCAAAACAUUCCAUCCGGGACAGGGUAACAACUCGUACAUCUUCCCUGGAAUCGGAUUGGCUGUGAUCUGCGCCGGAAUUAAGACGAUCGGCGAGGAAGUCUUCCUCAUCGCCGCUGAAGCUUUGGCCGACAUUGUUUCGCAAGAAGAUUUGGAUAAGGGAGCGAUUUACCCUCCACUUUCGACCAUUACUGAGUGCUCCGUUAAGAUUGCUGAAAGGAUUAUCACAUAUGCCUACAAACAAGGCAAUGCUUCUGUACAUCCGGAACCAAGAGAUAAAGAGGCUUUCAUUCGUGCUCAGAUGUACAAGACGGAUUAUAGUUCUGCAGUCCCCAGUAUUUACUCAUAUCCUAAAUUGUAAACACGUAGACUUCUAAGUUAUUUCCACUUGUGAUUGUUUAAAUUUUACGUAUCUAUGUAAAUAUGAUUACUAUUAUGGAAAGCAAAUCAAAUUUGUUGUUUAUAAAAAAAAAUUGUUUAGUGUAUGUUAAAUUCAGAUGCAUUUAGAUGGUGGCAGAGAGAUUUAUUAUUAUAUGUCUUAUUAUUUUUUAAAUAAAUUAUUUAUUAUA
Messenger RNA from Aethina tumida (small hive beetle), 2243 nucleotides. RefSeq names its product NADP-dependent malic enzyme. Gene Ontology annotation, biological process: malate metabolic process; pyruvate metabolic process. Bases 182 to 2035 code for a protein of 617 amino acids. Gene Ontology annotation, cellular component: mitochondrion. Lineage: Eukaryota; Metazoa; Arthropoda; Insecta; Coleoptera; Nitidulidae. Gene Ontology annotation, molecular function: malate dehydrogenase (decarboxylating) (NAD+) activity; malate dehydrogenase (decarboxylating) (NADP+) activity; NAD binding. The record is from RefSeq and is a predicted model, not a curated record. The transcript is spliced from 5 exons.